This is a messenger RNA of Dromiciops gliroides (monito del monte), 6197 nucleotides long. It is a transcript of the gene DDX60, whose product is annotated as DExD/H-box helicase 60. The record is from RefSeq and is a predicted model, not a curated record. Gene Ontology annotation, molecular function: ATP binding; double-stranded RNA binding; single-stranded RNA binding. The transcript is spliced from 38 exons. Gene Ontology annotation, cellular component: cytoplasm. NCBI's taxonomy places the organism in Eukaryota, Metazoa, Chordata, Mammalia, Microbiotheria, Microbiotheriidae. Bases 222 to 5345 code for a protein of 1707 amino acids. Gene Ontology annotation, biological process: defense response to virus.
UCAUUUUCAGGGUGACUAGCAACUUUCCCACUCCACCAGCUGCCACUUGGGACUUGCUUUCGUUAAUAGGUCGGCUUCUUCCUAGUCACCAGGAGCCCAUCCUGAUCCUCGGGAACACAUCUUUCAGGCUCGGACUGUUGUGAACACCAAACAUUUUUUGAGGCUCUGAAGGCAUUUGUCUAACUCCACAGACAAUCUGGCUUCUCCCAGUGGCAACUACAAUGGAGCUAGAAGGCUGCAUGAAUCUUUUGAAGAAAAUGUCAGAUUUGAUUUUGAAUGAAAUUGCACAAGCCAGCUAUUCAAGUUUAUUCAAUGAUUUUGUUGAAUCUGAACUCUUCCUGAUUGAUGGGGAUUCUUUAUUCAUCACUUGCCUAAAUGAUGAAAAAUUGAAGCCAGGACAAAAUCUUCAUUUUUUCUACUUAGUUGAACGCUAUCUUUUGGAUUUGACAAGUAAAGGAGGCCAAUUUAUUGUUGUUUUCUUCAAGGAUUUUGAACACUCAUAUUUUGAAAAACCUGAGCUGCUUCCAUUAAGGACUGCAUUAAUUCUCCACCUUCAGCAAAAUACUGACAUCAAUAUUCAAACUGGAUUUUCGGGAUGUUUUUCACAAGAAUGGAAUUAUUUUUUGGAAGAAAACUGCCCAUAUUUCCUAUUAGUUUCAGAUGAAGGAAUGACUGAUCUUCAAACAUAUCUUCUCUAUUUUUAUAUCAUGCAUUCCUGGUCCAUGAGGAUUAGUAUUGCACUGUUUUCUGGGCAGGCAUUAAAUAUUCUCAGAGUUCAUGCAUACUUUAUGCUAAGCAGGCACAAGAACCAGAUUUUUUUUAAGAAGAAUAAAAAUAAAGUGGAGAGAGUUUACCAAACUCUGAUUGAACAUUUGAAAACAUCCAAUGUUGCAGCACUGAUACCAUUGUUUGGUGAAUUAAAGUGUAAUGACCUGGAAAAAGAGAUAUGCUGGAGUAUUGGCCAACUUCAGGCCUUCUGGCCCAAAGGAUCUGAUAUUCGACAUAUUCUCUGUGCCCUAUCAUGUUCCUUGUCUUUGAAAAUGUAUCACCAUUUUCUAGAAGAGAGAAAGAAGAAAGCUUCUCCAGAAGCAGACACAUCUGAGGAGAAACAUUUGGCAUCACUGGAAGAAGUUCAGGAUCUGUGCAGAAUGUAUUGCCUCAGUGUGGUUUUGCUACACCAUUUGCCUCUUUCUCAGAGAGCUUGUGGUAGAUUCAUUACUUCUUCCUGGAAAAAUUCAAUUUCUACAUUCUUGAAAAUGAAAAAGUGGUGUGAAGUUUUUGUUCUAAGGAAUUUUGAUAAUUCAGAAACAUGGAAUGUAGAUUUAACUCAUCUUUGUGAUAUAAAUGAUGACCAAUUAUGGAAGAAUAUUGCUUAUUACUAUGAAACAGAAAGCAUCCAAGGUUUACAUUUGGACUUGGGAAAAGCCAUUGAGGAAGAUUAUAAAGGCUUGUGGAUUGCUGUGUCACAUCUGGUAAGAGAGUUUCAUGUAGGACCACCAUUGCCUCUCCGAGUUACAACCCAACUUUUCCUUCAAAGCCGAUAUCCACCGAUUAAAGAAGAGUCUCAGGAAAAGAUGCUUAAUUUGGGCUUUAUUCCAGUGACCUCACCAAUAGUUAGGAACUUUGCAGGAGACAUCCUGGAUCAGGUGCCUUUUCUAAACAGUGAUGACCCAGCUGUUACUUCCCUGGUCAAGUAUAAGGAAUUUCACGAACUUGUUCACUGGCAUUCUCAUAAGCCUCUUAGUGACCAUUAUGAGAGGACGAAGUCUUUUACAUAUGGAAAAUGCCCAUAUGUUCUCAGAAAAAUACAAAAGUUACAGGCUUUUCAGCAGCAUUUUGGAAACGCUUUAGAGGGCACUACUUCCAAAACCAUUGUAACUCAAUCGGUCAGGCCAAAGAAAGAUUUUGUUGCAGCAAAGAAGAACAAGAAAUCACAUGAGAGUAAAGCUGACAUCAUUAUCAAAGAGAACCACAAUCGACUUCUUGCCAAAGAGGAGCAGAAAGAAAGUGAACGAUGGAAUACACUCUCAUCUUCUAUUGAAGGGGAAAUGAAAGAGAAUUUUCAUUCUGGGAUAAUAAAACUGGAAGAUUUUCUGAAGUCUUGUAAAAGCAACUCUGUGAAAUUUAGUGUAGAAAUGAUAGGGCUGAAUGCCUGCUUAAAUGCAUGGAGAGAACACUGCCAAGGUGAAGGGAAAGUAACAAAAGAUUUCAGUAUUGCUAUUCACAUGAUGAAAAGAAUUCAUUCCAUAAUGGAAAAAUACCAGGAAUUUUUGCAGAAGCCAGAUAAAAAGAAGAUAUCCAAGUGUCUUAAAUAUUUAGGAUUUGAUAAUUUGGCCAAAACUGUGGAUCUUACACAGGUUAUGGAAGAUGAUCAAAAGAGCAAAAAGGUCUGUUAUACUGUUGGUAUGGGACCAGCUCGCUUUCAACUACAACACAUGGGCCAUUACUUGUUCCGGGAUGAGAGAAAAGAUCCAGAUCCAAGGGUUCAGGAUUUUAUUCCAGACACAUGGCAGAGAGAGCUUCUUGAUGUUGUAGACAAUAAUGAGUCAGCUGUGAUCGUUGCUCCUACAUCAUCGGGGAAAACAUAUGCCUCCUACUACUGCAUGGAGAAAGUUCUGAGGGAGAGUGAUGAUGGGGUGAUUGUAUACGUGGCCCCUACAAAGGCCCUUGUUAACCAAGUGUCAACCACUGUCCAGAGUCGGUUCACUAAACACCUGCCUGAAGGUCAAGUUCUGUGUGGUGUUUUCACAAGGGAUUACCGCCAUUAUGCAUUGAACUGUCAGGUCCUUAUAACAGUGCCAGCCUGUUUUGAAAUCCUGUUGCUUUCCCCUAAUCGGCAGAAAUGGGCAGAAAAGAUCAGAUAUGUUAUAUUUGAUGAGGUUCAUUGUCUUGGGGGACAAAUUGGUGCAGAAAUUUGGGAACAUCUGUUGGUUAUGAUCCGAUGUCCCUUCUUAGCUCUUUCAGCAACAAUCAGCAACCCUGAGCAUCUCACUGAGUGGCUACAAUCUGUAAAAAGAUACUGGCAGGAGGAAGAAAAGAGCAUAGAAAAUUUUCAUCCUAUCCUGGAUGCUCAAGGCUCUGUCAGAGCCUCCCAAAGGCGCUUACCAGUAAAGAAAUCCUAUAGAGUCAGAUUAGUGAUUUAUGAAGAGAGAUAUAAUGAUUUAGAGAAAUAUGUGUGUUCACUACAAGAUGGUGACAUUGCCUUUGACCACUAUCAUCCAUGUGCCUCUAUGACAACAGAUCAUAUUGAGAAAUAUGGGUUUCCAUCUGACCUUGCCUUUUCUCCAAGAGAAAGCAUACAGCUAUAUGACACUAUGGUGCAAGUAUGGAAAGCUUGGCCCAAGGCUCAGGAAUUGUGUCCUGAGGAAUUUGUUUACUUUAAGAACAAAAUAAUCAUUACUAAGAUGGAUGCUAGAAAAUAUGAAGCAGCAUUAAAAGAAGAACUAUCUAAUUGGAUUAAAAAUGGCAAUGAAAAUGAGGCCAAGGAGGUGCUGAAGAUUCUUAGACCUGCUUAUCUUUCUCAGUCAGAUGAUAUGGAUCGCACAUUUCCACUUCUUGUUGAAAAGCUAAGAAAAAUGGAUAAACUGCCUGCAUUGUUUUUUAUGUUCAAUAUAAGUUUUGUAGAACAAAGGGCUCACAGAGUGUGUAAUGCUCUAGAAGAAAAGCAGGAAAGUAGACAGUCAUCCAAUACAGACAAAGAAGUCCAUGCAUUAACUCACAAGCUGAAGAAAGUGAAGAAAGCAAUGGAGAAAACACCAACUGUGCCUGAAAAUGCUUUGAAAAGAUCUUCAAGAAUGGAUCAAAGCAUAGUACGUGAAGCUGAGCACAUGAGUUUACUAAAAAUGUUGGAAAAGAAGACUGAGAUACCUCCAGACUGUACUUAUGCCAACCCCAAAAUGAUAGAUCCAGAGACUUUGCAGAUGUUGUUUGACCGAAUAAAAUCAACAAGAAAAGGUGAAGAAUUGAAAGAAUUGGCAAGGAGGGGUAUUGGAUAUCAUCAUGGUUCUCUGGAUGCCAGAGCAAGACAGUUCAUUGAAGUACUCUUCAGGAAAGGGUUUCUCAGGGUUGUGACAGCUACUAGCACACUUGCUUUAGGAAUUAACAUGCCAUGUAAAUCUGUGGUUUUUACUCAAAACUCCAUCUAUUUGGAUGCUUUGAAUUAUAGACAGAUGUCAGGACGUGCAGGAAGACGAGGUCAAGACUUUCUGGGAAAUGUGUUUUUCUAUGAUGUUCCAUUGCCAAAAAUAGAAAAGCUUAUUAAAUCCAAUGUACCAGAACUGAAAGGCCAGUUCCCCUUUGGUAUAAGCCUGGUCUUAAGGCUCAUGUUGUUGGCUUCCAGAGCAGACAAUAUCCAAGAUGCUGAAGCAAAGGUACUUUCUGUGCUCAGUCAUUCACUGUUGUCCUUCAAAAAACCCCACAUCAAGGCAAUGUUGAAACAAUACUUUUUAUUUUCAAUGCAGUUUCUUGUGAAAGAGGGAUAUUUGGACUGUGAAGGAAAUCCAAUUGGUUUUGCCGGACUUGUUUCACAUUUGUUUUAUCAAGAACCUUCUAAUCUUCUGUUCGUCAGUUUCCUCAGGAAAGGCCUAUUCCAUAAUCUAUGCCAACCAACUAAAAAAGACUCAAAACACUUUUCUGAAGAUGUGAUGGAAAAACUUAUGUUAGUAUUGGCAAAUCUGUUUGGAAGAAUCCAUGUUCCAGCAAAGCUCGUAUCUGGUAAUCUCAAGUUUUAUCAAUCCAAGGUGUUCCUUGAAGACCUCCCUACAGAUUUUGAUGCUGCCUUACUUGAGUAUAAUACAGAAGUGAUAAGAGGCUUUAGUAGCUUCCUACUUAUAGUUUCUAGAUUUGCUGAUAUGGAACAAGAACAUCAGCUCCCCUUGUCAAAAAUUGAAUUCACAGGUAAAACAUGUGACAGUUCCAAGCUUGUAUCUCACCUGAUGAGCUGCAAGGAGGGCAGAUCUGCUGUUUCACCCUUUGUGUGUCUUUCUGGAGUUACAGAUCAAGAUUUACUUCGAGUACAGAAUGUUGACAGUAUCAUUCUACGUACAAUUGUUGUUGAUUCCUCGCAGGCUCCCCUGCUUUACUCAAAGAAAUUUGACUGUCUAGGGAGAAGAAUGCCACUCAAUGCCUAUGCCCUUGAUUUCUAUAAACAUGGCUCUCUGAAAGGAUUAGAACAAGAUAACAGGAUCACUGAAGGUGAAGCUUACCAUUUGCUGAAAGAUUUUUCCCUCAUUCUUCAAUCUAUCAGUGUUUCUUUAAGGGAACUAUGUGAAGAUGAGGCUGACAAUGUGGUGUUAGCAUUUGAACAACUUAGUAACAGCUUCAGAGAAAAACUGGAAAAAGUCUAAGAAUUUCUGUCCUGGUACCCACCAGGUGAAGUUUCUUUAAGUCUCUUCUUACUUUUGUAUAAAUCCUCAUGCUUGGAUGUUGUGUUUUUUGACAGUUUGUUAGCUCAAGUUUCAAAUCUGGUUGCAUAAUACUGUAUACCUUUCAACCUACCAUUCAGGUUUUUUUUCUAAGGCAGAUUCUGUCCUAGAACUUAAGUCACUUUUUACUUAAAUUUUACUUAAUUCUUAAUGGAGAAAGGAGAGCCUCUAGCCUCUACGCCUUUAGCAUAAAGAACUGCAGUGUGGUUGAAAAUUGUCUGCAGCUUAUAGACUUAAAACACUGCCUGGAACACUGAGAGGUAAUGACCUCUGCCACACAGCUUGUUUGUGUUAGAGGCAAGGCUUAAAGCCAACUUGACUCCAAAAUUGACUCACUAACCAUUGUACCAUAUUGACUCUCAAUUUACUCAUACUGCCAAGGAAUAAUUCAAAGGAGCUCCUGUAAGCACUCUGGGAAUUAAAAUAUUGAUUGGGCUUUGAGUAGCUUACAAUAGAUGUGAAAGGUUUGCUCCAAAUAGCCAAAAUUUUCUGGCACAUGAUGAUGAUGACGAUGAUGAGAACACAUUAGUUUAGUGCUUAUAAGGUUUAUAAAGUCAUUUCCUUCAGACAAAAUUCCAUACAAACCCAUAUAAAAUGAUGAUAUUUUGGGGAUGAGAAAAUUGAAGGAAACUAGUGGCCCCAGGACAGGCUACAUUUUAUUUGCAUGAAAUAAUGCUUUCCCAAUGUUAAAUCAAAAUGUUGACUUCAUUACCGAGAAUGGUGUUGUAAAAAUAGUUUAGUGUCUGUCUGUCUCUCUCUCUCUCUCUCUCUCUC